AACUUCUCUAAUAAGCACCAUGUCUCCUACAGAGAACUACAAGCUCUUCACACCGCUUCAGAUGGGCAACGACUUUGUGAUCAAGAAUCGCGUCGUGUUUGGUCCCGCCACUCGUGCCCGCAUCAACCCGGUCAGCCAUGCACCUAACGAGAUGAACGCUAUCUACUACGAGCAGCGCGCUGGAGCUGGGCUUAUCAUUUCGGAAGGGUGUGCCAUCUCUGAGCAGGGAUUCGGCUGGUACGGAUCACCUGGGCUCUUCACCGAGGAGCAGGCCGCAGGGUGGAAGGAGGUAGUUGAUCGAAUCCAUCAGAAAGGAGGCAAAAUCUUCGUGCAGCUGUGGCACAUGGGGCGGCAGUCACACCCUUCGUUUCACAGCAACAAUGAAGUGGUGUCGUCCUCUGCCACGGUACUUGAAGGAGGCAGAACGCGCAACGCCAACGGUGAAAGCACGGGCUUCGAGCGAGCUCGUGCCUUGAACCUCAACGAGAUCCCCGGUGUAGUGGAACAGUACCGCAAAUGCGCCGAGCUCGCCAAAAAGGUGGGCUUCGACGGUGCCGAGGUGCAUGCGGGUAGUGGCUACCUGAUCGACCAGUUCCUGCAGUCUUGCACUAACACGCGUACAGACCAGUACGGUGGCUCGUUCGAGAACCGCUAUCGACUUCUUCAUGAAAUUGUGGAGGCUGUGAAGACGGUGUAUCUGCCAGACCACAUUGGUGUGCGAGUCUCUCCGUCGAGCAAGUAUGGCGGCAUGGGCAGUGUUGACAACCCGGAGAUGUUCACGUACGUCUUCCAACGCUUGUCUGAGCAUAAGCUGGGAUAUUUAGCUAUCUUAGAUGGCUUUGGCUUCGGCUACUCAGACAAUAGCCGCGUGAUGACUGUACUCGACGCCAAAAUGCACUUUAAGGGAUUUGUCAUGGCCAACUGCAGCUAUACUCGUGACACCGCGGAGGGCGCGAUUCGCAGCGGGGCGGCUGAUCUGGUGAGCUUUGUGCGCGGAUUCAUGUCGAAUCCGGAUCUGGUGGAAAGGUUUCAGAAUGAAUGGCCGCUCAACGAUGAGCUCGCCUACGAGUUUUACUGGGACCCAUCGAAGGGCAAGGAGGGCUACAUCACUCCUCCGCAAUACAAACGCCCCUGCCCGCUGAAGAAGCUGAUGCCAAGCUUUUAAAGACGAGCGAACAAUAGUUGAUACAUGCGCAUUGACUAGUUGCACACCACAAUUGCCCACACCCUAAUCUGAACCAGUUCAUAUGACUCGUGAUGUUGCGAAA
Phytophthora nicotianae INRA-310 is the source of this 1268-nucleotide messenger RNA. RefSeq lists its product as hypothetical. Lineage: Eukaryota; Oomycota; Peronosporomycetes; Peronosporales; Peronosporaceae. The record is from RefSeq and is a predicted model, not a curated record. The coding region runs from base 20 to 1165 and encodes 381 amino acids. Gene Ontology annotation, molecular function: FMN binding; oxidoreductase activity. The transcript has a single exon.